Molecule: messenger RNA, 1324 nt
Organism: Magnolia sinica
Lineage: Eukaryota; Viridiplantae; Streptophyta; Magnoliopsida; Magnoliales; Magnoliaceae
Product: trimethyltridecatetraene synthase-like
Exons: 3
Molecular function (GO): iron ion binding; oxidoreductase activity, acting on paired donors, with incorporation or reduction of molecular oxygen; monooxygenase activity
Source: RefSeq, a predicted model, not a curated record
GGGUCAUAGGUGGAGAUGGCGAAAUAGAUCUUGAAGACCUAAGAUCUCAAUUUCGCGUCGCGACCCAAGACCGCAGCUAGCAAGUACACGACAUAUAACUACUCGGACAUUACAUGGUCCUUAUAUGGGGUCUACUGGCGCCAGGCUCGUAAGAUGUGUAUCAUGGAGCUUUUCAGUGCGAGGCGGCUCGACUUGUAUGAGUACAUACGUGUGGAGGAAACGCAUGCGCUCCUUCGUGGCCUCUUCGCUGCAUCAGGGAAGGCUAUUACACUGAAAGACUAUCUAUCCACCAUUAGUCUCAACGUUAUAAGUCGAAUGGUGUUGGGGAAGAAAUAUACUGAGGAAUCAGCGUCUGAGACGCCGAUUGUGACACCGGAGGAAUUUAAGAAGAUGAUUGAUGAGCUGUUCUUGCUUAGUGGGGUGUUGAAUAUCAGGGACUCGAUCUCGUGGAUCGGGUUCUUGGAUUUGCAAGGGUAUGUGAAGAGGAUGAAAGCUCUUAGCAAGAAGCUGGACCGGUUUCUGGAGCAUGUGAUCAACGAACAUAAUGAGAGGAGGCAUGGUGUGAAGGAUUAUAUGGCAAAAGAUAUGGUUGAAGUGCAUCUGCAGCUCAUCGAAGAUCCGAAUCUCGAAGUCAAGCUUGACCGAAGCGGCGUCAAGGCCUUCACACAGGACCUAAUCGCCGGCGGCACUGAGAGCUCGGCCAUUACGGUUGAGUGGGCCAUAUCAGAGCUAUUGAAAAAGCUGGAAAUUUUUGAGAAAGCAAUGGAAGAGCUGGAUAGAGUGAUCGGCCAACAUCGAUGGGUCAAAGAGAUGGACGUGGCCCACCUGCCCUGCAUCGAAGCGAUCAUGAAAGAGACGAUGAGGAUGCACCCAGUGGCGCCAAUCCUCGUGACCCGCCUUGCCAGAGAGGAUUGCACCAUUGAUGGCUAUGAUAUUCCAGCAGGGACCCGGGCACUUGUUAACAUAUGGACCAUUGGACAGAACCCCAUGAUUUGGGACAGCCCGAACGAGUUCCAACCGGAGCGGUUCAUGAUCAGUCGGGUAAUCGACGUGAAGGGUCAGGAUUUUGAAUUGUUACCAUUUGGAUCAGGGAGGAGGAUGUGUCGAGGCUAUAACUUAGGGCUUAAGGUAAUCCAGCUUACUUUGGCUAAUCUCUUGCAUGGAUUCAAAUGGAAGCUCCCUGGAAAAAUGAUGCCUAAGGAUUUGAACAUGGAUGAAAUCUUUGGCCUAUCAACGCCUAAGAAGAACCUGCUCGUGACUGUGGUCGAGCCCCGGCUUCCGGCUCAUGUAUACCGCGAGUGAUUACUGACAAUUUUCAUAGUUU